AUGGAGGCUUCCUCUAGAACGCAGCAGAGCGUUGAUCAUAGGGCGGAUCGCCGGGUGAGAGAACUCUUCCGCUACUAUCACCCGGCCGGUGUUCCUAGCGUCGUCCCGUCAUGGCUCCCGUCAGGCGAAGGGUCUAGCAGGUCCGGUAGCUCAACCGGAUCCCCAGACACACUACUUGUACCUGACGAUUCGGGGGGCUCCAACAGCAGUGCUACUUCACGGCCCUCUACAGCGUGUGGACCGGAGGCCCUGAUCUUGGGAUCAUCGAACAAUACCUUGACGUCUUUUUGUCAACUGGCUGCGCUGCGACUCGAUGUGGAACGUGCGAUGAUUUGCGUGUUUGACCGAGACACGCAAUAUAUUCUGGCAGAAGCUACUAAAUCUGUGAAUCUCAAUGAUACUUCUGUCCACAACAAAAAUGAUGAGCUUUGGCUCGUAUCUAGUGCGAGUAAGAGGGCAUGGAAAUGCUGCCAGGACACUGCUGCAUUACCACCUUCGGAUCGCGAAACUCCCACCUACCAUCACCUCGUGGUGAAUGACCUGUCCAAGGACGAGCGAUAUGAGAAAUCGCCCUUCGUUACACAUGCUCCGCAUUUCCGAUUUUUUGCCGGGACUCCCUUGACGACCGAGAACAGAAUCAACCUGGGAUGUUUAUUCGUAUUGGAUACAAAGCCACGGGACGGACUGGGGGAGUUGGAAAAAGAUACAUUGGGAUCUUUGUCCUUUUUGGUGAUGGAUUAUAUGAAAAUUUGUCGCCAAGCCUCGGAGGGUCGUCGAGCUGCCCGUCUUUCACGGGGACUGAGCUAUUUUGUGGACGGGAGCUCAAGUUUCGUGAACAGCAUUGAUCCCUCACGGGCCGACAGCUGCCCACCCUUUUCCGCGACUCCGCCCUCGACUUACAACCGUGUCAGUGCAAUGGAUGAGUACCAGGGCAGCAACAGCCAAGACAACGCAUCUCAAGUGGCAUCGCGAAAUCCACGGAAUGACCACGGCAGCAACAGUCAAGAUAAUGCAUCUCAAGGCCCGUCGAACAGUCCGCCAAACGACCGUUCACUCAGCAAUGACGCUCGCUCUUUUAGUUCUGGCCCUUAUGACAUGAAGUACGACAACACAACGUCCGGCGGACAAGGAACGUCUGGAGUCGGAAGCUCAUUGCCGGAGUGGAUUACCAGCACUAGUCGCAAUCGACUUCCCCCAGAUGAUUCACACGGAAACUCUUGGUGUUUCCGCCGAGCUGCAAACUUGCUCCGGGAGAGUCUUGAUCUGAGUGACGAUGGCGGUGUUCUUUUCCUGGAGGCAACACAGACCCCUUUGAUGGACGGUGAAAGUGGCAGUGAUUGCUCCAUGAGCGACAACAGUGGCCCUGCCACGGUCCUAUCGAUGUCUACCAACGACGACCCCUUUGCUCCAAGAGCCGGUUCCAUGGCUGCACCACCGGCCAGAGUGGAUCGUACAUUCCUGCGCCAACUCCUUAGACGCUACCCUCAGGGCAAGUUGUGGUCCCUUCACCGUGACGGAUUGAUUUCGACCUCCGACGACGACCAACCACCCCGCGAUAACCACAUUUACACUUCUGCAAGCCCGUCACCACCCGGCGGCCCACGUCUCGACUUUAAGAAACCACUAGGCAAGCGGCGCAAGGCGCCGGAGAAUUCAAUGCUCAACCAGUAUUUCCCUGGAGCGACGCAGAUCAUGUUUGUCCCGCUGUGGAAUGCUGUCAGUUCGCAGUGGUUUGCAGGCUGCUUUUGCUGGACGACUGUUGAGACGCAAGUCUUUACCUCUGCCGUUGAGUUGAGCUCCGUCCUUGGAUUUGGGUCCUCUAUCAUGGCCGAGUACAGCCGGGUCGAGUCGCUGAUCGCAGACCGGCAGAAAGGUGACUUCAUUGGCAGUAUUUCACAUGAGCUGCGCAGUCCAUUGCACGGAAUUCUAGCCGCGGCUGAGUUCUUGAACAGCACCAAGCUCGAUGAAUUCCAAGAGUCGUUACUCGAAACCGUCAAUGCCUGUGGCAGGACUCUGCUCGAUACGAUGAACCAGGUGCUCGACUUCAGCAAGGUCGUCUCCCUAGAACGAACGUGGCGGUUGAUGAAACGAAAGAAAGAGUCUCCGCUCGACUUUAAAGGGACGGACAGAUUGGCUUCUCAUCUCGACACUUAUAUUGUGACCGAUCUGUCCAUUCUGGCCGAGGAGGUCGUGGAGGGUAUCACUUUGGGCCUUGCGUACGGGCAGAAUUCCACCGCAGCAGCCGACUUGCCAGUUGUGUUGUCCCAAAUCCCACCCAAAGCCUCGACAUCCCGGAACGUGGAAGUGGUUAUCGAUAUUGCCCAUCGUGAUUGGGUUUAUCGCACACAGCCCGGCGCCAUCCGGCGAAUCAUCAUGAACAUCUUCGGAAACGCCAUGAAAUACACCGACGAAGGUUGUGUCACUCUGAGUCUCGAGGCAUCGAGUCAUUCUGAAGGACGAUCUCGGAGGCAAGGUCUAGAAGAUUUGGUCACGUUGACGGUGACGGACACUGGUAGAGGUAUCUCGGAAGAAUUCUUGCGUGACCGUCUCUACACACCUUUCGCACAGGAGAAUUCGCUCGCCGUGGGAACAGGACUGGGACUUUCUAUUGUCAGAAGCCUCGUGAAGGCACUAAAUGGUAGCAUUCGUGUCCGCAGUCGUCCCGGCGAGGGCACCAUCGUUCGAGUGUCUCUACCUUUGGCCCGCCCCGUCGGUGAAGAACAUCCACCUGUUGAGCCUCAUGGUCAUCAAAUCCAACAAAGGGAGAUACUUGAGCAAACCCUUUCACUUCGCGAAACUUACCCCGGUAGACGUGCCGCCAUCUGGGGCGCCGACCCCGACAAUAUUGCACAUAACCCCACGUGGGCUGACAUUGGGCGGUAUCUGAGGGAAUGGUUUGGCGUUGAAAUCGUCCCAUGGCCAACCCAUUUGCCGUUGGACAUGCUCAUUGUGGAAGAAAACGAGCUACCCGUGCUUCGCGAAACUGGACUCUCCGCAACCUUGCCGUCUCUUCUUAUUCUCGGCAACAAGUCCUCGGAUUACAGUAGGGCUAAGUCAGAGUGGUUACCUCUUGCAUCUUCUGUCGAUGUCAUCCGUCGCCCAUGCGGUCCUCAUAAGCUGGCUCGGAGCGUGAUGAAAUGUUUCCGGAACUCACGCUCGAUCGUCGUUACCCCGUCGACUGUCAUCCAUAAUCCCAUGGAUAUGGUCAUCCGAACACCGCCAAUUACUUCUGCUAUCACAUCUCCUAUUGCUACAUCCUUCGACGGCUCUCUUGAUACGGAUGUGUGUCAGAAGCAAGGGGUCCGUAGCCGGUCAACUUCGGUGGCAUGUACCUCGCCUGAUGCACCUUCUGUUAUCUUCUCACCGCCGGAGGUCAUUGCAGCGACUCCUCCACCGCCGCCUCUGGGAGAGAACAAUACUCAGUCCACGCGGCUAGCUCGGGUCCUGGUUGUUGAUGACAACCGCAUCAACUUGAAUCUCAUGAUGACAUUCUUGAAGAAACGCAAUCUGAUCGAGCUGAUAUCUGCGGAGAACGGCAAGUUGGCCGUCGAGGCCGUCGAGCGUAUGUCAAGUGGCUUUGAUAUUAUCUUCAUGGAUAUUUCAAUGCCCGUCAUGAACGGCUUCGAGGCCACUCGUGCAAUCCGCGCAAUCGAGCGAGAGCGUGACGGCUGCGGGCCAGCUAUCAUCAUUGCUCUUACCGGACUGAGCAGCUCGCGUGACGAAUCUGAGGCCCUUGCCUCUGGCGUGGACAUGUUCCUGACCAAGCCGGUGUCUUUCAGGGAAGUCUCGCGGCUGUUGAAUGAGUGGGAGAAAGAUGGGAUGGAGAAAGAACGGAGGCAAAAAUGA
Messenger RNA from Penicillium cinerascens, 3846 nucleotides. RefSeq lists its product as uncharacterized. Lineage: Eukaryota; Fungi; Ascomycota; Eurotiomycetes; Eurotiales; Aspergillaceae. The record is from RefSeq and is a predicted model, not a curated record. Gene Ontology annotation, molecular function: phosphorelay sensor kinase activity; histidine phosphotransfer kinase activity. Bases 1 to 3846 code for a protein of 1281 amino acids. Gene Ontology annotation, biological process: phosphorelay signal transduction system; protein autophosphorylation. The transcript has 2 exons.